This is a messenger RNA of Closterium sp. NIES-67, 3007 nucleotides long. NCBI's taxonomy places the organism in Eukaryota, Viridiplantae, Streptophyta, Zygnematophyceae, Desmidiales, Closteriaceae. The record is from the annotation of a GenBank genome assembly.
GUGACGCCUUCUAGGCACAGGCGUACCACUAAUGCGCACCUUUAGCAGCCGCCUCGCAUGCCUGCUAACCCUCUUGCACAUGCUCUGCUGGAUCUUGGAUAGGAAGGCCAUAGAUUCCUCUUUUAUUUUUCAGAACGGUGUGGAUGGUACGGAAUCAAGGCACGUCGAGGGAGUCACUUUGCUGCUCAUCCGGCCAGCAUGGUAACACGGUUGGCGUCGUACAAUCCACGGGGCAUCGACUGUGAAACCGAGCAUAUCCGCUGUUCUUCUGUCGCCCGCUCCUAAGCAGCUCGCUGUGAGCCGUUUGGCUCUAAUCGGGUCUCGUGACGUCGUACAUGCAUGGCUCCCUACCCUUCCCGCUUUGCCGGGCAGCAGCAGCGCGGCAAUGCCUCGCCGCGCGUUGAGCCUUCUCCCGGCACUUCACUGCGCAACCGUUCCCUCCUGCACUUCUUCCGCCCGUUGCCUUCCCCCGCGGCGCAACCCCGCGCGGAUCGCUGCCUUGCGCUGGGCUAUGCGGAAAGCGGAAGUCGAAGGGCGGAAGGUAACGUUCAAGUCUUUGCCUUUCCCGGCGAGACGACCAAGAAAGAUCUUCCGGGGAGGAAUUUGGGCGGAGAAUGCGCGGAACCGGACAAGGGCGCGCGGAAGGAUUCAGAUUGCGCGAGGGGGAGUUGCAGGAGCGCGGAAGCGGGGAUGGAGUCGUCGGGGGAGCUUUGCGCGGAUGGCAAUCGGGAAGGCACGGUGCGCGGGUGGCGGGAGGAGGAGGACGAGUCAGCGGAAAUAGAUCUGACAACGAGGCGCGUUAAGGCGAAGCUUUUGGAGAUAACCCCUUUAAAGACCGAGUGCGUGGAGGCGAAGAGCAUCAUGCUCGGUGGGGCGGGAGGGGAGACAGAAGAACGGGCGGCGCACGAUGGAUGCUGGGAGAAGGAAGAGCGUGGAGGAGGAGAGGAGGCAGCGGAGGAGGCAGAGAGGUACAAUGAUGGUGAGCAGUGGGAGGGCGAGGAGGAUGGUGGGGAGGAGGGGGAGGAGGGGGAGGAGGGGGAGGAGGGGGAGGAGGGAAAUACCAAAGGGGAUGCAACAGAGGAGGAGCAUGCAGCAUGUGAGCUGGGUCUGCUGGGGUAUUCCGACUGGCCUGCCACCUCUGCAGCCGCUCUCAGCGCGUCGUGCUCUGUGCGCGCUGCUGCUAUGCCGGCUAGGCUCACUCGAUGGUGGAGUAGGGUGGGUAGUACUAGUGAGGGGUCGGGAGGAGGGGGGGCUGAGACCAGUGCAGGGAUUGGAGGAAGGGCAGGUGGGAGUGAGGGGGGAGGGCGAGGGAAGGCGAGUGGGAAGGCGGUGAGUGUGGAGAGUGGGGGGAGCAGCCGUGUGUUGCGGCAGCGUGGCAUUUCCGCCUUCUUUGGUGGAGGGGGCCCAAUGGUGGUGGAGGAGGGAGAGGAAGGGGAUGCAGAGAAGCGCAGUAGUGCGUCGAACUCUGCAGCACCCACUGCUGACGCCUCGAUCUCUCGCCCUUCUUCGCACUGGUCGCAGCAAGCCCCACGGCAGUGCCCCUUCUACAAGAAGAUUCCUGGCACGCCCUUUGCGGUGGACGCGUUUUCCUACGGCGUCGUACCGGGCGUGGCGGUCUUCUUCCUCUCGCACUUCCACAGCGACCACUACCGCGGCCUCUCCAAGCGCUGGCAGGCCGGCCCCAUCGUGUGCACGCCCGUCACCGCGCGCCUCGCGCACAUGUGCCUGGGGGUCCCCGAGAGUCUCUUGAUCCCUCUCACGUUUUCCACCACUGCCUAUCUGCACGGCCAUGCCGUCACCCUGCUCCCCGCCAACCACUGCCCUGGCUCCGCGCUCAUCCUCAUCCGCACCAACUGCCCUCCCCCGCUGCCACGCUCCUUCUCCUCACCGCCUCUACCCCUGCACCUGCAGCAACAGGCGUGUACAUACCACCAGCAGCAGCAUCAGCAGCAGCAGCAUGAAGCAAUUGCUGCUGCGUGUGCCUCUCCUCCUCUUGCUUUCGCUCCCAGGCCUGCACUCCCCCCCACACCACACCACAUGCCCCUGUCCGCUCCUCACCGGCAAGCACACCCCUCGCACGCACUCCUUCCCGCCUCCACCCCACUCCCUUCGCGCGCCGUGCUCUCGUCCACCAUUCUGCACACUGGUGACUUCCGUGCAUGCCACGCCAUGCGCACACACCGCCACCUGCAGCCAGGCACUGUGGACCGCCUCUACCUCGACACCACGUACUGCCACCCGCGCUACACUUUCCCCCAGCAGCAGCAGGUGAUCGACUAUGCAGUGGGCGUGGCAGUGGCAGCAGACAAGGCAGAGCGGGAGGCAGGGGGCAGGGUGCUGUUUGUGGUGGGGGCGUACAGCAUCGGCAAGGAGAGGCUCUUCCUCGCAAUUGCCCAGGCGCUGCAGGCGAGCAUCUUCUGUGUGGCGCGCCACCACCGUGUGCUGCUGGCCCUGCAGUGGCCUGCGCUCUCCUCGCGCCUCACCCGCGAUGCCGCCUCCUCCCCGCUGCACGUGCUGCCGCUGGGGCAGCUGCGAGCUCAGCGCUUGCAUGAGUAUCUGUCCAACCAAAGAGGGUUCACACGGGUCAUUGGCUUCCGACCUACAGGUUGGACCUUUUCCCAGCGCUUGGCGUCAGGACUGCACAACAUUCAGCCCCAAAACUACAGGAGCGUGUCUCUCUAUGGUGUGCCUUACAGUGAGCACAGCAGCUUUACAGAACUACAGGACUUCGUCACCUAUUGCCGGCCGAAGCAGAUUAUUCCCACUGUAAACGUUGGCAACCCUGACAACCGCAAUCGCAUGCAAUCCAUCUUCAAGCAAUGGAUAGCUGGCGAGUAAUUAGUUAGAAAGGGAAGUAUUGUGAUUUAUGUCUUUGUGCCAUCUAACAUGAAGGGGUAUAGAAGUUCAAAUUGAUACUCAGCUUCCCUUAUGCCCACACUGUACAGAACGCUGCUCAGGUCAACGCACCUGGCGAGCCGAGGAUGAGAUAUCUUGUACAGUCUUGUGU